CGGACACAGUUCUGUAGAUGCAAUGAAACAUCGAAAGAAGAAGAAAAGACGUCAAUUGCGCAUGGCGCUCUUCAAGUUAAUAGUUAUAGCGCUCUCCGCUAGAGGCGCUCUCUCUCUUUAGCCCUGUGUUUGUAGCGAAAGAUGCCGCGUGCUAAGAAGGAAAAAGGGAAGGGGCAGUCUGCCAUCGAUAAGGUGGUAACCAGGGAGUAUACCAUUCACUUGCACAGAAGGUUGACCAAUGUUGGUCUUAAGAAGCGGUCAGUGCGUGCUAUCAAAGAGAUCCGCAAAUUUGCAAGAAAGGAAAUGAGAACAGAGGAUGUCCGUAUUGAGCUUAGAUUGAAUAAGUUCAUCUGGUCUCGUGGUAUUAAAAAUCCACCUUUCCGAGUGCGUGUUCGUCUCUCCCGUCGGCGCAAUGAAGAUGAAGACUCCCCUCAUGCGUUUUAUACUCUCUGUUCCUUUGUACCAGUUGCAUCCUUUAAGGGUCUAACAACUGAAAAUGUUGAUGAAGGCUCAGAUGAUUAAAUACUGGUUUUAAAUUUU
Molecule: messenger RNA, 540 nt
Organism: Macrobrachium nipponense
Lineage: Eukaryota; Metazoa; Arthropoda; Malacostraca; Decapoda; Palaemonidae
Gene: RpL31
Product: large ribosomal subunit protein eL31-like
Exons: 3
Coding region: 142-522 (126 amino acids)
Biological process (GO): cytoplasmic translation
Cellular component (GO): ribosome; cytosolic large ribosomal subunit
Molecular function (GO): structural constituent of ribosome
Source: RefSeq, a predicted model, not a curated record